AGAUGGACAUGUACAAGCAGCUCAUCAUAGAUGAUCCCGCCCUGCUGAGUAGCCUGAUUCAAUUAACUGAGGAAAACAUUGAUGAUACACUCGGCAAACUGGACAAACUGAUAAAGGAAUAUGAGAGCGUCGUUAACGAAUACCUCUCAGUUUUGGCCCAGCUCAACACCAUGGUGAAAGAGGCUCUGGACGAUGUCGACGACCUUGAACAGCAGUUGGCAUUAUAUAGAGACAUGGGCCGACUCGUUGAAUAUGUGUUAUCUGACUCGACAACAGAGUCGGCCGACGACAGGGUCGAAGUACCGAGGUCGCCAGAUCAACCGUCGACCCCCUAGAUACUACCUUAGGUAGCAAUGAACCUGAAGGUGCUUCAUUACUUCAAUACUUCAAGUGGUAGCUCUCAGUUAUUGUGCUUCAAUGUGAUGAGAAAGUGAUCGUAUGCCUGUUCUGACGUUGAGAUCUUCAGCUUGAGGUUCAAGGUCGGCAUUGUCUAAUG
Molecule: messenger RNA, 496 nt
Organism: Canariomyces notabilis
Lineage: Eukaryota; Fungi; Ascomycota; Sordariomycetes; Sordariales; Chaetomiaceae
Exons: 1
Source: RefSeq, a predicted model, not a curated record